This is a messenger RNA of Williopsis jadinii, 603 nucleotides long. RefSeq names its product flavoprotein WrbA. NCBI's taxonomy places the organism in Eukaryota, Fungi, Ascomycota, Saccharomycetes, Phaffomycetales, Wickerhamomycetaceae. The coding region runs from base 1 to 603 and encodes 200 amino acids. The transcript has a single exon. Gene Ontology annotation, molecular function: NAD(P)H dehydrogenase (quinone) activity; FMN binding. The record is from RefSeq and is a predicted model, not a curated record.
AUGGCUCCAAAGGUUGCAAUUAUCAUCUACAGUUUGUACCACCACGUUGCACAGCUGGCAGAGGCUGAGAAGGCCGGUGUUGAGGCCGCUGGCGGUGUCGCUGACAUCUACCAAGUGCCAGAGACGCUCGAUGAUGCCACGUUGAAGCUCCUCCACGCGCCAGAAAGACCAAACUACCCAAUUGCUACUCCAGACACAUUGACCCAGUACGAUGCCUUUUUGUUUGGUAUUCCAACUAGAUUCGGUAACUUCCCAGCACAGUGGAAGGCCUUCUGGGACUCCACCGGUGGCCUCUGGGCUAGUGGUGCGCUUUACGGUAAGAUCGCCGGUGUCUUUGUCACCACCGGUACCCCAGGUGGUGGUCAAGAGGUUACCGUUUUGAACUCCCUUUCGGUGUUGGCCCACCACGGUAUCAUCUACGUGCCAUUGGGUUACAAGAACACAUUCGGAGAGUUGACAAACUUGGAGGAGCCACACGGUAGUUCUCCAUGGGGUGCCGGUGCCUACGCCGGUGGUGACGGUUCAAGACAACCAAGCAAGUUGGAGUUGUCCAUUGCCACUACCCAGGGUAAGGUGUUUUACGAGACUGCCCAAAAGUUCUAA